AUGGUGUCAGCAGAGGAACAAAAAACCAUCAAUGAGCUCCAGGCGAACUGGAUCUGGGUUCCAAACUGGCUUGAUUCUUCAGACCAGAACACUGCUGGCAAGAUUGUUCAUUUCACUCGCUCGGUCAAUUUGCUUUCGCGACCGACGCGCUCAUUGCUUCAUUUUUCGGCCGACACGCGAUACAAGCUCUAUGUCAAUGGCCAACAUGUUGCGGUUGGACCGACUAGAAGCAGCCCGUUGAUUUGGUACUAUGAUUCAUUGGAUAUUGCGACCUACCUGACAGAGGGCCAAAAUGAAAUCCGGUUCGUAGUGGUCCGGUAUUUCGCGGCGUCGAGGAGUGCGAUGCCCUUUGAGCGGACUGCUCUUCCGGGCUUGACAAUCAUCGGAAAUAUCGAAACAGACUCAGAAGUCAUUGAUAUAAAGUCUACUAACCAAUGGAUGGCGUAUGUGGAUGAGAACAUCCAAUUUCCAAUGGGCCUGCCCGACGAUGUGUUCCUCCAUAUCAGCGAGCGAGUCAAGCCAAAAAAGGUCAGCCCUCCAGUGAAGCCACUUGCAUACAACAUGAAGGCAUUGAAUGGCGACAUACCGCCCUGGCAUCUGCGUCCACGUUCUAUACCGAUGCCCGAGUCAACAGCAAUUAUUGCCAACACAGUAAGAUCAUGCAAGAGCACCAUCAACACAGAGUACUGGGCGGCAUUCCUUUCAAAACAAAGCCAGCUUACUCUUUCUGCAAACUCGAAUCAUACUCUCGAGGUUCAGGCUGAUGUCCACUCAACCGCAUUUCUGCGGUGGGCCUUCAAGGCAGUCGAAAGGCCAUCUCAAAUCCAACUGCGAGUGACAUACUCAGAAGGAUAUGAACUCGAGCCUCGCUCGUACCCCUUCUUCCGAUCCAAAUCUGACCGGCUGGAUGCAACAGUUGGUCAUAUUAUAGGCCCAUAUGACGAGGUAACGCUCGACCUUCCCGACACCCAGAGCGUCAUCUACGAACCCUUCUGGUUCCGCACUUUCCGUCUGAUGCGAAUUGAGAUCACUGUCGGACCUGAGCCGAUUAAGUUAGUAUCAUUCGAUGCGACUCAGGUCAACUAUCCCAUGGCAGUCAAGGCAAGUUGGAAGCAGCCUGGCGAUACACAGAGCGAGAAUAUCUGGGAUGUGUCGAUUCGAACCAUGCGCAACUGCAUGUUCGAUGGAUAUUCCGAUUGUCCAUUCUACGAACAACUGCAAUACUCAGGAGACACCCGCUCAGUCGGCCUAUUCCACUACCUCCUAUCCGGCGACGAUCGUCUAAUGCGACAGGCCAUCACAAACUUCGCUGCCUCGGUGACACCACUAGGACUCACACAGUCCCGAUUUCCAUCACACGUACCCCAAGUUAUUGCAGGCUUCUCUCUCUACUGGAUCUUGCAAGUCUGCGACCACCAUCUCUUCUUUGGCGAUACACGCUACGCUCGAGGAUUUAUCCCUCGCAUUGAUGGAAUCCUCGACUUCUUCGAUACCCACAUCGAUGAGCUGGGCCUCGUCAGCGGACUACCUGAGGUGGUGUGGCAAUACGUAGACUGGGUGACAACCUGGGGUGCGACAGACGAGCAUCCCGACAAGGGUGUUCCCACUUCGGGUCGAAAGACAAACCGACAUACAUACUUCAGCAUGUUGUAUGCGUGGGUUCUCCAGAAAGUUGCAAGACUCGUACGUGAUGUCGGGCGACCAGGACAUGCGGCUGAGUACGAGGAGCGUGCUGCAUCGCUUUUACUUGCUAUCCGGAAGAAUUGCUAUGAUGGAUCAUUUUUCACAGACUCUACAGUUGAUGUGGCCGAUGAGCAUUCAUAUUCGCAGCACUGCCAGGUCUUUGCAGUGAUCUGUGGAGCAAUGAAGCCUGAGGACCGAGGGCGAAUCUUGACCGAAUCGUUCACCAACGAUCGCUUCUCGAAGUGCUCGUAUAUGAUGCGCUUCUAUGCAUUCCGGGCGCUUGCUUUGGCUGGUGAUGAUGUUUAUGACUCGUUUUGGGAGCGGAUGCUGGUUCCCUGGCGUGGGAUGUUGGCAAAUAAUCUUUCAACUUGGGAAGAGGAUGAUGUUAGGCAACGCUCUGACUGCCAUGCCUGGGGGAGUGUGCCGAUUUAUGAGUAUUGCACUGAGUUGGCAGGUGUGCAGCCCAUUGCUUCGGGGUCUUCGAAGAUAUCUUUCAAGCCUCGAGUUCUAUUGACCGACGCUCUGGAAGCCAAGGUGGCACUGGGGAAGGAUAAUCUUGCUAUGAUCUCAUGGAAGUCUGGAUCUGGCGGUAAGAAAACAGUAGAACUCAAGCUCGAGAAGGCUGUUGAGGUUAUUGUCAUGUAA
Penicillium canescens is the source of this 2328-nucleotide messenger RNA. RefSeq names its product putative rhamnosidase B. The transcript has 5 exons. The record is from RefSeq and is a predicted model, not a curated record. NCBI's taxonomy places the organism in Eukaryota, Fungi, Ascomycota, Eurotiomycetes, Eurotiales, Aspergillaceae. Bases 1 to 2328 code for a protein of 775 amino acids. Gene Ontology annotation, biological process: carbohydrate metabolic process.